AUGUCAAUACCUCGAUUAGAAUUACUGGCAAUACUCAUCGGAGUGAGAAUGGUACAAUUCGUAUUAAAACAAAAAGAGCUUGAGGACGUGAUAACAAUUUUAUGGUCCGAUUCUCAAUGUGCGCUUCAUUGGGUUCACAAUAGUUCCCGUUUACUACCAACGUUCAUACAAAAUAGGGUAGAAGAAAUACGAAAGGCGAAAAUCCAUUUUAGAUAUAUCCCAAGUGAACAAAACCCAGCUGAUAUAGCUACAAAAGGAAUCUCUCCGAAUAAACUAAAAGGAUAUGAUCUUUGGUGGAAAGGACCAAAGUGGUUAACAGAAAACGAAUCAAAAUGGCCACAGUGGAAAUACAAUUACAAUGAGGAUUACCAGGAUGAAGAAAUUGUGGCCCACAUCACAGAACCAAUUAUCAUAAACAAACAUUUCGGAAUCUUAGAUGCUAGUCGUUUUAGCAAAUGGUCAAGAUUAAUAAGAACAACUGGUUGGGUUCUGAAAUUCAUAAGAUUAACAAUGAAAAGGGAAAUUCCUUGGCUAAAGAUGGCAACGAAAGAAAAGAAUAUAUUGACAACACAGGAUUACGAGUUGUCAGAAAUUGUGCUAUUCAAACAAGCACAGUCAGAAGGAGUUACCAAAGAUGAAAUAAUCAAAUGGAAUUUGUUCUAUGAUAACGAACUAUGGAGAUACAAAAGCCGCGUAGUUAACUCUGAAAUGAAAGAGAGUAACUUACACCCAAUAUAUCUCCCGAGACACAACACCAUAACUGAACUCUUUAUUCAGCAACGACAUGAACAACUGUAUCAUGCUGGAAUUGCUCAUACACUCUCAAAUCUGAGAUCGACGAUAUGGAUCCCAAAAGGUAGAACGGAAGUCAAACGAAUCUUGAAUAAGUGCAUGAAGUGCAGACGCUGGACAACUAAACCAUUCAAAUUACCAACUAUGGCUGAUCUUCCAGCAUCUCGGACCACAAGAUCAAGACCCUUUGCGCGAGUAGGACUAGACUAUUUAGGUCCUGUGAAUAUCAGGAGUGAUAAUGGGCUAACAAAAAGAUGGGUAGCACUAUUCACAUGUUUCACAACAAGAGCUGUACAUCUAGAAGUAGUAGAAACUCUUUCAGCCGAAAGCUUUUUACAUGUUUUCAGAAGAUUUACAGCAAGACGAGGCUUUCCAGAAUUAAUCUUAAGCGACAACGCUGGUCAAUUCCAGUUAAUUUUUAAAAUCAUUGUGAAACAACAAUUAAAUGAAUUCCUAGCGGAAAGGAAAAUGAUCUGGAAAAAUAUAAUACCAAAGGCGCCUUGGAACGGAGGAGUAUAUGAGCGACUUAUUGGGUUAACAAAAAGGGCAAUGAAAAGAGCCAUCGGCAGAAAGUUAUUAUGGGAACGGGAAUUGAUUACGCUAGUAGCGGAAGUGGAAAGUAUUUUGAAUACUCGACCACUAACUUACGUAAAUUUUGAUGAUUGUAUCAUAUUGCGUCCAAUUGACUUUAUACUACCGAAUGCGCAUCUAAUCAUGCCUGCUAAAAACAAGAAUGAAAUGGAUGAUUUUAUCCCUCAUAAAUUGGAUUCGAGAGAAAAACUCAUUCAAUACUGGUCAAAUACACUAAAGGCCCUCGAUGCCUUCUGGGAAAUAUGGAAAGAGGAAUAUUUAAAUACUCUUAAAGAAAGAGCACAAAGGGAACACUCUUCUCCGAGAGAUGUAGUAAAAGAACUCCCCACGAGGGAGAGAUUGUGUUACUAA
Molecule: messenger RNA, 1734 nt
Organism: Brugia pahangi
Lineage: Eukaryota; Metazoa; Nematoda; Chromadorea; Rhabditida; Onchocercidae
Source: the annotation of a GenBank genome assembly